CUCAAUAUAGAUUUGUUUACGUUGUUAUGAAGAAAUAUAUAAAGUAUAUGCAAGCUCAAGGUGAUUUCAAUUCCAAGGAAUGGCGAGAAUAGACAAGUCAGAGUUGUCUUACAGGACCUCAUUAUUUAUCAACUCAUCACUGGAUUUAGUUCAUGAAGAGCCUUCACUUGCGCUUGCAUCGAGAAUGUUGUUUUGGAUAUUAUCCAUCACUGGAUUAUUUGCCAACUUCGUCGUAGUUUAUGUCAUUAUCAAAUACCGGAAAACACAUCUUCAGAUUCCUUCUAACAGUUUACUGCUCAGUUUAGCUAUUACUGACAUAGCAUGUGUUUGUAUAUUUAUUGCUAUUCGGUGUGCUCACGUAGCCAUGGAACAGGAUGAUGAUACCAUUGCCAUACUUGUGUCCUCAGAUUCAUUAUUGGCAUCCUGUGAAGUUGUUUUGAGCAAUUGGACGGUGACAGCCAUCGCAAUUUUUAAUUUUUUGAGCGUUGUAUAUCCUGUUAAAUUUCGUAUAUUUGCAACUAGAAAAAAAGUCACUACAAUUGUGGUGUGUAUUUGGCUACUUUCGACAAGUGUGUCAAUUCCAGUCAUAUUUUUCCCACGACUGAAAACCUUUGUUAUAAAUCAUGAACAUUCAGUAGUGGAAGAUAUUUGUAUUUAUUAUAUAAUCAUUUUGGAUUUACUCUCAAAUGUGCCCCCUGUUCUCGCAAUUGUUAUAUUAUAUCCCAUAAUGUUGUAUAAACUUAUAAUGAAGCACAAGCAGCACGAUAGAAGUGAUUCUUUUCGGAAAAAAAUGUGCAAUUCUAUUAAGCACAUUUCAUUUACAUAUGUAUUAUUUCUCAUGUACGCAUUCUUUAACCUGGCCAUUACUUUGACACUUUUCAUUUUUCUCGCUACUGAUCAAUUAAGUGAAAUACCCAUUCCGGAAUCAGCCAAACGAUUGUUAAGAUUCAUGGCAUUCAUGGAGCCUUCUAUAGUUUUUCACACUGUAUUAAAUCCGUUCCUUCACGCCCUUUUGACUGAAAAUUUUAAAAAAUAUUAUAUUCCAUCCUGUUGGAAAACUAAGGGAAGUGUAUCAAUUACUAAUACAUAGUAAGUUUGUAAAUGAUGUUGGAACAUCUUAAAUUAUCCUCUAGCUGAAAGGAGUGUUCUCAUUUAUUUACUUGAACUUUAUCCUCGCCACUUUAACCAGUGUGGGAAGAAGCAAAAAUACAAAGUUUAUCUCGGUUUCAUAUCCUUCACUAUAUGCCGACGAAGUUGUAGACAGUUUUUCAAUUCGAUAAAGUUUCUGAUAAGUGGGCGUAAAAAUGAGAGAAAACGUGCAAACUUUCAUAUAUAUAUAUACUGUAGGCCUAUUAGAUAUUUUUUUUUGUAGCGUGGUGAUAUUGAUUGAAUUGAUAUUCACUUUCUUAAUUUCUCAGCUUAUAACUAUCAUCAUCAAGCUGUUACGUUUACAUAAUAUAUGUUUAUGUUUACAUAUAAACAGUCGUGGAACGAUCUAUACAAAAUAAUGCCACUUCUAUAACUAAAGUGCCAUAGGCGUAAGGUACUAUUCCACGAUGUACAAUUAUGUAUAUAUAUGUGCAUAGAAUGUGAAUGUUCAACAUUGCUCCAAUCUUAGCAAAAUACGCCUUUAAUAGUGUAAGGCAGUGAUUCCAAACCCUUUUCGUUUAGUUCAGGGGUCGGCAAACUGCGGCCCACGAACUAAUUUUUUGCGUUCUUCGAACGUCCCGACUUUAAAUGCAGGAUACAAGAAUUGAUUAUGAAUUUAUCGUUGCCUCGGCAUGGCGGUAACGAAUGAAGCUGUAUGGCGCUUUUCUGCAGCGUCAGUUCUGAGUUGUAUGUCGUUUACUUGAUGUUGGUUGUAAUUUUAAAAUAAGUUUAUUUUGAUUUUUGAAAUAUAAAAAUGGAAAUUUUUGCCCUCCGUGUACGGAGGAAAGUUCGCGUUGAAGGUCGAACAUUCCGAAAUGCUUGGACGGAAAAUAUUUUUAUUUUUUGCGCAUUUCAAAACCGGUUUGCUGGAUAUGCCUAGUCAGCAUCGUAUAUAUUAAGGGAUCCAAUGUUAAACGUCAUUACAGAACGUGUCACUGC
Styela clava is the source of this 2088-nucleotide messenger RNA. RefSeq names its product mu-type opioid receptor-like. Gene Ontology annotation, molecular function: G protein-coupled receptor activity; neuropeptide binding. Lineage: Eukaryota; Metazoa; Chordata; Ascidiacea; Stolidobranchia; Styelidae. Gene Ontology annotation, biological process: neuropeptide signaling pathway. Gene Ontology annotation, cellular component: plasma membrane; neuron projection. The record is from RefSeq and is a predicted model, not a curated record.